CAGUUUUGACCCAACCUGAGCUUGGGCGAGCAAGCAAACGCGCGUUGUCCGGCAAUUACAAGAUGCACUUUUACCUCCGAUUCAAGGUAGCUAGUGCACGUUGCUGUGCUGCGUGAAAAGUGCAUUACAUGCGUAAACUUGCGUUCCUCCUACUGAGUAAGUGCAUGCGUAAAAGUGUGGCGUAAAUUUCCCACCGGAAAGCUAUCGACAAGUGGUGCUGUACGAACAGUUGCUGUGGAUUGCCGGUGUGACCUCACCGUGGUGUGCGAAAUUGGUCCAUUCGAAACUGUGCGAAACGCAAAAGCGUUUGCAAAAAUUGCCUUCCAGAAGGAUCUGUUUUAGUUGAGCACUAGCUGCCAAGAUUCAAGAGUAAUGGAUGAUUAUUCGAGUGAACCGGACACCAGCAGCGACGAUUCAAGUGAUCAAGCAGAAACCGCCGAAACGUCCGGCAACUACAACAACAUCCAGGAGCUCGAUCCAACCGAUUUGGAUCACGCUGAGCAAGAUGAGGAAUGUUUUGCCACCGGCGAUCCGGAGGUGCCCUUCGAAAUGUGCCGACAGUGUGGUGCUUACUGUCUCGACCCAACAGACGAAGGGCAGCGGCAAAUUCAUCACGCGCACUGCUCUUUGGAACACCAGCUUAGAAACGACCAUUUGCUUGAGCUCGAUAUUUCCCGCGACAAAACGUGCUACAUUUGUCUGGAAGUGGUGAUGAAGAAGGCGGCCCGGAAGCGACGGUUCGGCAUACUGCCGAACUGUAGCCACACCUUCUGCCUAAGCUGCAUCCGGCUGUGGCGCAAAUCCGACAAGGAUAGGGUUAGGCGCGCCUGCCCGGUGUGCCGAGUCCGGUCCAACUUUGUCUUUCCCAGCUACUUUUGGAUCGAGGACGAAGCAGCGAAGCAGCAAGUUAUCCAGGACUAUAAACACGGUUGCAGCCUGACGGAUUGCAAACACUUCGGCAAGGGUACCGGAGUUUGUCCGUUUGGUUGGAAAUGUUUCUACCGUCAUGCACUUCCGUCCGGCGAGCUGGUCGCUAAAAGCAAACCGAACCGUAAAGCCAGACGGAAGCGGCCUGCUGCUGAACCGGAAGCGUUUGCACCGGCGGGAAUGCUUUGGCAGCAGUAUGACGACGGCUUAUCGUGGGAUUAAUGGGGCGCAAAGGGGUCUACAUUUAUCGGUCAAAACGGUGUAGGAUACAGGAAUGGUUAGUUUGAACAUUUCAUUACAAUAAAAGUAAAUAAUUACAAACAAAAAGUUUGCAGAAAA
Messenger RNA from Anopheles gambiae (African malaria mosquito), 1266 nucleotides. RefSeq names its product E3 ubiquitin-protein ligase makorin-2. Gene Ontology annotation, biological process: protein polyubiquitination. Bases 373 to 1149 code for a protein of 258 amino acids. The transcript is spliced from 3 exons. Gene Ontology annotation, molecular function: ubiquitin protein ligase activity; metal ion binding. The record is from RefSeq and is a predicted model, not a curated record. Lineage: Eukaryota; Metazoa; Arthropoda; Insecta; Diptera; Culicidae.